This is a messenger RNA of Anneissia japonica, 4233 nucleotides long. RefSeq names its product MAM and LDL-receptor class A domain-containing protein 2-like. NCBI's taxonomy places the organism in Eukaryota, Metazoa, Echinodermata, Crinoidea, Comatulida, Comatulidae. Gene Ontology annotation, biological process: nervous system development. The record is from RefSeq and is a predicted model, not a curated record. The transcript is spliced from 22 exons. Gene Ontology annotation, cellular component: membrane. Bases 1 to 4233 code for a protein of 1410 amino acids.
AUGAUCGCAUUCCACCUCCAAGUUGAAAGCCAAGCUAGCUCCCGUGGUAUACCGGCAUAUGAUUUGAUUGCAAUGGGCCUUUGGCAUUCAAAUCAAUCUUCUACCGCGGUAUUCCCGCGUAUGACUAGCUACCGCGGUAUACCCGCUUAUUGGCCUAUUAACGAUCGUUGUGUUCCUAACCCAUGUCAGAAUAAUGGGCGUUGUUAUUCAGGCCAACGACGACUUUUUGAUGGUGGUGAGAGGUACCGCUGUUCAUGUCGUCGUGGUACUGCUGGACCCAAGUGUGAAAUCAUCGUGCGAACCAAAUGUGAUUUUGAAGAUCCAUACAACUGUCACUUUUCCCAAGAUUACUAUGAUGAUUUUAAUUGGAUAAGAACAUCUGGAUCAACAAACGCAUCUGGUACUGGCCCUAAGUAUGACCACACCUACGGAACAUUACAAGGUUUCUAUAUGUACAUGGAAACUUCAAAUCCGAGAAACUAUAAUGAAACUGCACGAACUUGGAUAUGGUCAUAUACUGCAACGAACGUCACAUGCGUUGAGUGGUUCUACCAUAUGUACGGCACCACAGGGAACAUAUUAAAUGUGUAUAUAGCCAAUGCACCACAUGCUGUUGGUACACCUGCAUGGACAGAAAAAAACAACCAAAGAAAUAUUUGGCAACUUGGACAAAUCUCAGUCGAAACAGACAAUUCCUACUACUAUAUAAUAUUUGAAGGAAUUGUAGGAAGUAGUAGUACAGGUGAUAUUGCUUUAGAUGAUGUCAGGAUCACUGAUGGAGCAUGUUCGAGAGAUGCGCAAACCAAAUGUGAUUUCGAGGAUACAUACAUCUGUUACUUUGAACAAGAUGAAUAUGAUGAUUUUGAUUGGAUAAGAACAUCUGGAUCAACACCCACAUCUGGUACUGGCCCUAAGUAUGACCACACCUACGGAACAUUACAAGGUUCCUACAUGUAUAUCGAAACUUCAUAUCCGCGAUACAACAACGAAACUGCACGUCUUUGGACAUCGUCAUAUCCCGCAACAAACGGCACAUGCGUCAUGUGGUUUUACCACAUGUACGGGGCCACAUUGAAUGUGUACUUAGUCAAUACAGAAGGUACCUUUGGUGCAACCGCGUGGGCAAAUAGAAACGAUCAAGGAAACAUUUGGCAACUUGGAAAAUUCUCAGUUGAAACAAAGAGUGCCUUCCAGAUAGUGUUUGAAGGAAUUGUAGGAAGUGGUGAUAAAGGAGAUAUUGCUUUAGAUGAUGUCAGGAUCAUCGAUGGGGCAUGUUUGAGAAACGAAACUUGCGAUGUUGACUGCUUGAACGGCGGAGUCUGUGUCUUGGAUUACGGAAACGAGAACUGUCAGUGUGUGUCUGGUUUUUUUGGACCAACAUGCAAUAUAUCAAAAAACCAAUGUGAUUUUGAAAAUCCACACAUCUGUUACUUUGUACAAGAUAAAUAUGAUGAUUUUGAUUGGAUAAGAACAUCUGGAUCAACACGCACAUCUGCUACUGGCCCUGCUUAUGACCACACCUACGGAACAUUACAAGGUUCCUACAUGUACAUCGAAACUUCAUAUCAGCAAUACAACCAAACCGCUCGUCUUUGGACAUUGUCAUAUCCCGCAACAAAUGGCACAUGCGUCAAGUGGUUUUACCACAUGUACGGGGCCACAGUGAACACAUUGAAUGUGUACCUAGUCAAUAAGGAAGGUACCGUUGGUGCACCUGCAUGGACAAAUAAAAACAAUCAAGGAAACAUUUGGCGACUUGGAAAACUGUCAGUUAAAACAAAGAGUGCCUUCCAGAUAAUGUUUGAAGGAAUUGUAGGAAGUGGUGAUAAAGGAGAUAUUGCUUUAGAUGAUGUCAGGAUCAUCGAUGGGGCAUGUUUGAGAAACGAAACUUGCGAUAUUGACUGCUUGAACGGCGGAGUCUGUGUCUCGGAUUACGGAAUCGAGAACUGUCAGUGUAUGCCUGGUUUUCUUGGACCAACUUGCAAUAUAUCACAAUACCAAUGUGAUUUCGAAGAUCCACAUAUCUGUUACUUUGAACAAGAUAAAUAUGAUGAUUUUGAUUGGAGAAGAAAAUCUGGAUCAACAUACACAUUAAAUACUGGCCCUACAUAUGACCACACCUACGGAACAUUACAAGGUUCCUAUAUGUACAUCACAUAUUCGGGAUACAACAACAAAAAAGCUCGUCUUUGGACAUUGUCAUAUCCCGCAACAAACGGCACAUGCGUCAAGUGGUUUUACCACAUGUACGGAGCCACAGUGAACACAUUGAAUGUGUACAUAGUCAAUACAGAAGGUACCAUUGGUGCACCUGCGUGGACAAAUAGAAACAAUCAAGGAAACAUUUGGCGACUUGGAAAACUGUCAGUUGAAACAAAGACUUCCUUCCAGAUAGUGUUUGAAGGAAUUACAGGAAGUGGUAAUACAGGAGAUAUUGCUUUAGACGACGUCAGGAUCAUCGAUGGGGCAUGUUUGAGAAACAAAACUUGCGAUAUUGACUGCUUGAUAGGAACAGACAAAGAUCAAGACUUAACUGAUGCUAACUGGAGCAUAGUACAUAAACACAGAUCUCCAGUUACCGGUGAUGCACAAUACCAAUGUGAUUUCGAAGAUCCACACAUCUGUUACUUUGAACAAGAUAAAUAUGAUGAUUUUGAUUGGAGAAGAAGAUCUGGAUCAACAUACACAUUAAGUACUGGCCCUACGUAUGACCACACCUACGGAACAUCACAAGGUUCCUACAUGUACAUCGAAACUUCAUAUCAGCGAUACAACCAAACCGCUCGUCUUUGGACAUUGUCAUAUCCUGCAACAAACGGCACAUGCAUCAAGUGGUUUUACCACAUGUACGGGGCCACAGUGAACACAUUGAAUGUGUACCUAGUUAAUGCAGAAGGUACCGUUGGUGCACCUGCGUGGACAAAUAGAAACAAUCAAGGAAACAUUUGGCGACUUGGAAAGCUGUCAGUUGAAACAAAGAGUGCCUUCCAGAUAGUGUUUGAAGGAAUUGUAGGAAGUAGUAAUACAGGAGAUAUUGCUUUAGACGACGUCAGGAUCAUCGAUGGGGCAUGUUUGAGAAACGCACAAAACCAAUGUGAUUUCGAAGAUCCAUACAUCUGUUACUUUGAACAAGAUGAAUAUGAUGAUUUUGAUUGGAUAAGAACAUCUGGAUCAACACCCACAUAUGGUACUGGCCCUGCGUAUGACCACACAUACGGAACAUCAGAAGGUUUUUACAUAUACAUAGAAGCUUCAGAUAAAAACCUCAAUGACACUGCUCGCAUUUGGACUACUUUUUAUCCAGCAACGAACGGCACAUGCAUCCAGUGGUACUACCACAUGUACGGGGAAACAGUGAACACACUGAAUGUGUAUAUAGUCAAUACAACAAGUACCGUUGGCACAAUUGCGUGGACAAAAAGAAACAACCAAGGGAACCUUUGGCAACUUGGACAAAUCUCAGUUGAAAUAAACAGUACCUUCAAGAUAAUCUUUGAAGGCAUUGUAGGAAGUAGUUUUUCUGGUGAUAUUGCUUUAGAUGACAUCAUGAUCACCGAUGGAAUAUGUUCAACAAAUGAUAAUGAGGCGCCAAUAAUCACAUUUUGCCCAUUAGAUGCAUAUCUUUUGGCAAACAAGACAAACAAUGCCGCUGUUGCAAUCUGGAAUCCUCCUGCUGCAACAGAUAACUCAGGUGUGCCUCCAUAUAUUACAACAAAUAUUCAGCGAGGGGAUUUGUUAGCAAUUGGAAACCACCUUGUAUCAGUCACUGUUAAGGACAGUUCAGGAAACAUCAACAGCUCAUGUUCUUUCAACCUAAAAGUCAUAGGUGACGUUAAUGCAUCAUCAUCAGUACCUGACUACCUGAUAGCUGUGUAUAUUCUCUGUGUCUUCAUUUUCAUGAUGUCACCGUUAUUUAUCUUCCUCUGCAGAUCACAUUUUGUUAAUAUCAGAACGGAAGCACCAACGGAAAUGAAUGAUUAUGUAACACCAAUAAAUGUACCAACCUAUUUGUCAACUAUUAUCAAACAAUCUAACAGUAUGGACUUGCACAGGAGUGAUAAUACCCCUCAUGAUUAUGUUGAAAUGCCAAAUGGUGAUACAGGAUAUGAAGUACCUCUGGCAACCAGCGGUAUAAGCAAUGAUGUUGCACCACAAUCUAUGGAAACACACUGUAUUAAAAUAUACUUGAGUUACUCCAGCUACACUGAUAUGGCAGCUAUAUUUGAUAGUUGA